Messenger RNA from Cooperia oncophora, 1659 nucleotides. Lineage: Eukaryota; Metazoa; Nematoda; Chromadorea; Rhabditida; Trichostrongylidae. The record is from the annotation of a GenBank genome assembly.
GCUAUCGCCAGGCGAAACAACCUCUACCCUAGACGACGUGAUUUCAACUACUUAACCUCUCUUGAAAAGCAUAUAAGUGACAAAAGCGUUAGCGACGGAUUCCGUCAUUACGCUCCUAUUGUCGGCGAUACCGGCGAUGGGUUCUAUUUAGUAAUUAUAAAUGAGACGCAGCGCGAAUGGUUGGCGGACUUCUCGCAGAGAGGGAUUGGUAUCGAUGACACAUUUAAUGUGUCCAUGUACAAACUUAGACUCGCUACGAUUAUCGUGGCUGAUCACUGCGACCGAGCAUUGCCAGCCGCUUUCAUGCUGAGUUUCAGGAUGAGUGAGAACGAGUUGGUAGUCUUGUUCGAUAAGGUCAAGGAAUUAGUUCCUGCAUUUGCUCCCGAAUUCUUCAUGAGUGACGACGCUCCAUCGUUUUACAACGCGUUUCGAAGAGUAUUCCCUGAAGCACAAACGCGGAAGAUUCUCUGUAAUUGGCAUGUGCUGCAAACGUUCAAACGUUCAGCAAGAAAGAAGUUGACCAAACCGUCCCUGUUUGGAGAGUUCAUGUCCAGGAUUCGGCUUGUCAGCAGAUCGUGCAAGUCGACACUGUUCACAAAAAGAUACGGAGAUACAUUGACGUUUCUACUGAAUCAGAACCAACAUGAAAUGGUCGACUAUCUGCACCAAAACUGGACGAAUAGAAUAGAGGAGUGGGCUGCUCACCACAGGAGAGGAGCAGUUAUGAACACAUCUAUGAUGUGUGAACGAUGGCACAAACAUCUCAAAAGGGAAGUGUUCGGCUCAAAGAGCAAAAUACGAAUAGAUGAAUUGGUGGACGCCCUCAUCACAGCAGUGAAAGAGAUGAAAGAGGAUGCUGCAGUAAUAGAGCAUAGAGGGCUCGUAGAAGGGCGAUUUCGUCUUCAAAACCAUCAUAUCAGUCACAACAAAGCGAUAAGCAACUACCUAAACUUGAAGCAGCUGAUUACUGUCGUUGAGCCAGGCCUGUGGAAGAUCCGCUCUCCAAAUUCCAAUAAGUUUUUCAUGGUCGAGGAAGAGCGCUGUACAUGUAAAAAGGCCCUCAGUCAUUGCCGUAAGCCCGGCUGCUCUGUCCUUAUUCAUUCUUUUGCGAAUGCGACGAUGACCGCAAGGCAGGAGUCUCUUGCAUGCACGUUCAUGCUGCCGUUUUAUACGCACCAGAAGGAGUGCACUUCCUUCCAAGCGACAUUGAGAAUGAUAGCUUCACAACCAAGUGAGCAAGCCGAGCAGUCUUCGAGUGAUCUGUUUGCCUCUAUGAAACAAAUACAUUCGGACGCGAAGGAAAGGCUCUCUAUGCUUGCUCCUGCGGCUCAGAAAAUGCGGACCAUCGCCGUUCGUCCAGAGGUUCCGAUGAGAGGACCUGCGCCAAAAGAUGCGAAACCCAUCCGCAUGAAAACAAAAUCAUGUAUCAACCGAGAAAAGCGGAAGACGAAAUUUGAAGCGCCUAAGGAGUUUUCGUCGGCAGAAGUGCGGGUCUGUGGGAGUUGUUUCCUGGAAAACCCGAUUGAUAAUGUUGAUGAUGAUAUUUACUGGUUAAAAUGCACUUUUUGCGAUUGCUGGGGCCACCUCGGCAGUUGUGUUGCACUCAGUGCACAGUGCACUGUAUGUAGUUCAGGGAAAAUGGAGUACAGUGAGUGCUGA